UACAACGUUACAUCGCCAACGGCUCGUCGUCGUCGGCGGCGGCGAGCUUCGGUCCGUGGGCCGGUCGGUGAAAUUUAAGAGUUCCGAUCCGAAGGUUUGUUCCUUGGGAGGGGACAAGCAGGGGAUGUCUGAGGAGGCGGUCCGCCAGACACGCAGCCAGAAGAGGGCGCUGGAGAGGGAGGCUGCUCCACAGUCUGGAGAACCCCCCAUUGCUGACAAUGAAAGCAAAAAACCUAAACUUGACCCCUCAGAACCUGAAACGGAGGAGCAAACUAAACCUAAAUCCAACCUUAUAGCGGCACAGGACAGUGCAAGCCGGACUACACCUACAUCAGAGCUCGAGAAGGAGCAGGAUCAGAAAGGCUCGCCGUUACCUUUAGCGUUACCUUUGACCUCACAGCCGGUGAAGGAUGACCAGGAUCAGACCCAGAGACAGCAGACGGUUGAACCCAGCUCAGACAAUCGGACUGACUGCAAUGACAAAGCCAGCAAGGCCAGGACAGAGCCGGCUAUGGAUACUAGGAGCCGGGUGCGACAGACAGAGCUAAAGGCGUCCAGCGGCAUGCUGGCUGCAGGAGAGGUGAAGGCCACCAUCAAAGUGGAAGUUCAGACGGGAGAGCAGCCCGUGGACAUGAGCACCUCCAAAGGUAUAAAAAGAGAGAAGCGCCCUCCGUCCCCUGAAGAUGAUGAUGUCAUUAUCUUGUCUGAUAACGACUCCCCCAGUCCACCGAUGAAUGGCCUGAGCCACUUUAAGGAGCUCGACACAGACCUCCUCAUGAAGAGCAGCCCAGCAGAGAGGGAGCGCAUUAUUAAGCAGCUGAAGGAGGAGCUGAGACUGGAGGAGGCCAAACUGGUGCUGCUGAAGAAGCUUCGACAGAGCCAAAUACAGAGAGACACCCUGCAGAAGCCCUCAAGUUUAUCGGGCUCCUCUGCUCCUCCUCCUCUGAUUCGAGGAACUAUUGCAAGCAAUAAAGGCUCCCAGCAGAUUUUGACAGGGAGGAGUUCAGGUACAGUCAUCCCUCCGCCUCUGGUGAGAGGAGGGCAGCAGGUGUCAUCUAAGCAUGGCUCCCAGAUCAUCAUGCCGCCUCUGGUUAGAGGGGCACAGCCCAUCUCUGUAUCUCCACAGCAGAUCCAGGCUCUCCGCCAGCAGCAGCAGCAGCAGUUGGCUGCCUCUGGAGGCUCAGGGUCAGGACCGCCUCCUCUGCUGCUGGGCCCCAGGACCUCAGCCCCUGCAGGCCAGAGAGGCAUGGUCCAACAAGGCCUCAUCAGAAUCAGCAGUAGUGCCAACACGCUGGGCUCGCCAUCCGGUUUGAAAGGCUCUUCCUCAGGAAGCAGUGUGUCUGUGGUGAGCGUGAAUGACUCCCCAGCCAGCCGCCAAGCUGCAGCUAAACUCGCUCUGCGCAAACAACUGGAGAAGACCCUCCUGGAGAUCCCCCCACCCAAGCCACCUGCCCCAGAGUUUAACUUCCUACCCUCAGCAGCCAAUAAUGAGUUCAUCUACCUGGUGGGACUGGAAGAGGUGGUGCAGAAUCUGUUGGAUACCAUCCACAGAGGAAAGACAGGUGUAGCACUGUCCAAGCCCUCUGUCAGAGACCCUUUCAUCUGCACCCAGUGCACCACUGACUUCACCUGCCGCUGGAGGCAGGACAAGGCAAAAGGCGGGAUAGUGCUCUGUGAAGACUGCAUGUCAUCCAAUCAGAAAAAGGCUUUGAAAGCUGAGCAUACCAAUAGGCUGAAAGCUGCAUUUGUCAAAGCACUGCAACAAGAGCAAGAAAUCGAGCAGCGUAUUAUUCAGCAGACAUCCUCGCCAGUCUCCCACAGUACCUCGUCAUCCUCUUCAUCUGCCUCUUUGUCGAUGAAGGCAGAGCAGCUGGUGUCUCAGCAGCUGAAGCAGGCUCAGGCCAGAGUGUCGUCCCUCCAGCACCACCACCAGAGCAGCCGAGUAGCCAACAUUCUUCAUCAUCACUCCAUCAAGCAGAGCUCGCAGGGCCACCUGUCACAUGGUGUCUCAUCAGUGGGGGUGAGAGGCGUCCCCCACUCCUUCUCCUCCUCCUCCCAGCUGCAGAGUGCAGUGGCGGCCGCAGCCUUGGUCAGCCGGCCAGGUAAGCAUGCCCACAUUUCCCACCGCUCUGUCCAGAGUUCAAAGGUGAGCAGCAGUGGGAUCGGCGGCGGCAGGAAUAUCAGCGGAGGUAGUGCAUCAUCCAGUGUGAAGAAGCAGAGCAACAGCAACACAGGAGUGACUAUGGCCUACGUGAACCCCAGCCUGACGGGUCACAAGACGUCAGCCACCGUGGACGCUCGUCAGGAGUACCUGCUGGACAUGAUCCCCUCUCGUUCGUCGAUCUCGCAGACUGCAAACACGUGGAAAUAAUUAAACAGUACUCUGCUAUUCAUGAUUACAUUAUUUGUCCAAGUUCUUCAGCACCAAUAAUGUGGUCCACGGCACCCCUGCAGGACUGUUAAGCAAUUACAAUCUCUCAAAGUGAAGAAACGUUCCUUAAUUACCUUGUAUGAUUCUUUGUUUUAGUUUUCUUAUUUUCUGUUGUUUAUUUUUGAGGUUCGCUGUUCUUGGAUAUUUGUGCGUAAACCAUUCUGAUUUGACAGGGGCAAAGAAAAAAUAAAUACUUGAAGGGCUUCCUCUGGGCUCUGUCCUCCAGACCGGGUAGUUAAUGUGUGAUAAGAGGUCAUGUUGCUGUGAGUACCUUUAUUAAAAUGAGGACUCCUUUAGGCUUACUAGCCCUUUCUAUCAUGAUGUGGGUCAAAUGAACCCGACCUUUUGAAACUUGAAUGGUUAUAAUCAUACCCAAGAUUUCACAUUCAACAAAAUACACAUUUGUUUCAAGUAAAAACAAAAUAACCAAGUUGUAAAAUUUCAGUACAUCACCAGUGUAGUUAAAGGUUUGAAUUAUUUUGUAUUUACAGUAAGUUAUUUGUUUUGUUUUUUCUUUUUGACUGAUGUUAAAAAUCACUCUGUAUAUUGUGGUUUCCACAAAUGAAGAGUUUAUUCUAGCUUUGUUUUUAUUUUUCCCUGUUUAACAGCAUGCCUAACCUUAAGCCCAUUGUGCACCUUAGCUGAAGAAGCGUGGUGUCUUCGCUUAAUUCAUCUGUAAUUACCAUCUGUAAUUUGCUUCUUUUGUAAUAAUGUCAACAUUGUAAGAUUAUUUUGAGUGUUACGUCAUCACUGAGAAAAUGCAAACUCUGAAGGAGCUGAAUUUGCCUCACUAGAGCCUCCAAUGUUCAUCCUUAUUCCACAGGAUAAACAAUACGUAAUCAUGAGUCUGUUCUUAAAGGAAACAUCUCCCGGUUACCAAGACUCUGGAUUACACAAGACCAUCUUUGUCAUGUUCCCCUCACCAUAAUUGCAUAAUUUCUCUGCUUUCCAGUAAUCUUAAUUGCAUUGUACAACUUAUGUUAAAAUUUAUUUGGUUUACUUUUUUCCUAGCUCCUAAAGAAAUAAAAAAUAUAAAUUUUAAA
This is a messenger RNA of Acanthochromis polyacanthus (spiny chromis), 3474 nucleotides long. RefSeq names its product transcriptional repressor p66 alpha-like. Gene Ontology annotation, cellular component: NuRD complex. Gene Ontology annotation, biological process: negative regulation of transcription by RNA polymerase II. Gene Ontology annotation, molecular function: sequence-specific DNA binding. NCBI's taxonomy places the organism in Eukaryota, Metazoa, Chordata, Actinopteri, Pomacentridae. The record is from RefSeq and is a predicted model, not a curated record.